This is a messenger RNA of Aspergillus sclerotioniger CBS 115572, 4644 nucleotides long. RefSeq lists its product as uncharacterized. Bases 1 to 4644 code for a protein of 1547 amino acids. Gene Ontology annotation, biological process: regulation of transcription by RNA polymerase II. The transcript has 4 exons. Gene Ontology annotation, cellular component: mediator complex. Gene Ontology annotation, molecular function: transcription coregulator activity. The record is from RefSeq and is a predicted model, not a curated record. NCBI's taxonomy places the organism in Eukaryota, Fungi, Ascomycota, Eurotiomycetes, Eurotiales, Aspergillaceae.
AUGAAUCCGGCAAACUUCACCAAUGUUGGCGGGGGCAUGAACGGCGGAGUCAAGCCGCAUGGCCAGAUGCAGCUUCCGCAGAAGGCGGAAAACAAUUCAAUAAUCCUCAGUCAAGUCGCCCAGGCGCUGCAGGCACAGGGCCAGUAUUCGGGUUGGCGAGCGGAUGUCCCUGUCAGGGAGCGAGCCCUCAAGGUCUAUCAAAUGAUCACCUCCCUUCGUCUAAUCCAACCCCGGAUCGACAUGCAGAAUGCUGCGCAUGCGGCACUGACUUUUGAACAGAAGGCGUUUAAAGAUGCUAGCCAGAAGGCCGAUUACGAAAGGGAAUGCAAUGAAAAGCUCCUCCACAUCCGGGAUACUCGUGCGAGGCAGGCGGCUGUGAUGCAAGGUGGGAUGAUGCCCCAAGGGCCAGCAGCGGGAAUGCCCGGGGUCGGACAGCCGCAAUUUGCCCCCCAAAUGAAUCGUCCCGUGCAAGCAUCGCCGAUGUCUGGACAACAACAAAUGUCGAUGGGCAUGGGCGACCUUAGCCAACAAUCUGCUAUGCAACAACGCCAACAACAGCAGCCGCACCAAAACGUACUACAGCAACAACAACAACAGCAACAACAGCAACAACAGCAACAACAGCAACAACAGCAACAACAGCAACAACAGCAACAACAACAACAACGCCCACAACAAAGGCCGGGUGGCGCGGCAGCGCUUUCGGACGACUUAAACACCCUUUCCGCGCAGGAGUAUGAUCAAGUCUGUCGCAUAGCCGCUCAAAUCAUCUCGAAAACCUCUCCAGAGGACCUUGAUAAGAUCAAGAUAAAUUUGCAGAACAUGACACCAGAACAACGAGGGUACUUGCAAAGGAAGAACAUGGACCCAAUCACCUAUUUCUUUCGCUCACAGGCUCUCACCCAGUUGAAGAGGUACAAGCGGACCCGGAACGAUCUAAACCGCCCGCCAGGUGCUGGGGUUGACCCUAACAGUGCCAUGCUAGGCGACCCUGUGCUGAACACACAACGGCAAAUGUUCCAGAAUAUGAUAAACCUGCAACGGAACUCUUUUUCGAUGGGGAACCAGCAAAAUUUGGAUCCGUCGUCCUUUAUUGGUAAUGUUGAGAACAUCCAGGGGCAGCAAGCCGAUGGGCUACGCUCUCAGGAAGCAGGCCAGCUUGUGGUCCCUGCUAGCUCCUCUCAGAUGAACCAACCGCCGUUCACGACGCCGCAAAAUAUGUUCCAGGUUGGACAGCAGCUUGGCCAGGGCUCGCAAGCAAAUAUGAACGGCUCUGGUAUAAGCCCUCAGUUUCUUGCCCAGCAGCAUGUACAGAAUGCACAGAGUAUGCCGCAAGAUAGACCUCAACAAGCAUCUCAAUUUCAAGCGCAGCCACAGGCACAAUCUCAGUCAGCCCAAGACCAAGCACGGGUGCAAGCAGCAGCAAAGGUCCAAUUUGCCAUGUCUCAUCAAAAUCAACCUGGCGCGCGAAUGCAACAUCAAAUGUCACAACAAAGCCCGGCUAUGCCGAUGUUGAAUCGACCAAUGGCCCCAGGGCAGAUGUCUCCGGCACAAGUAGCGGCUCAAGUCCGGCCCCCAUCCCGACAGCCAGGCAUGGGACAGCAGCCUACCAACGUUCAAUCUAUCAAUGGACAGCCGCCUAUGCAAAGACCUCAGAUUCCUCCUAACCUCCCGCCGGCAGUCCAAGAGCAGCUCGGUCAAAUGACCAAUGAACAGUUGACCAUUUUCAUGCUGAACCAACAUCGUCGUGCGAUGGCCAACAAUCAGGCUUUAGCUAGGGCAAGCGCUUCGCAACAAUCGAUGCCCAUGCAACAAACCCCAUCCCAGUCCAGCCAAGGACAGCAGAUGGUCAAUGGCCAGAUGAUGAACGGUCAGAUGGCAAAUGGUCAGAACCUGCGGGCUUCUCUGAAUCUGCAACAGCAGCUUGCGUCCAUGAGCGGUGCCCAACCGCCUAAUCAGAUGUUGCCAGGACAGAUGUCCGUCCAACAGCGCCAGCAGCAGCAGCAGCAGCAGCAGCGUCAGCAAGAUCUCUACAAGCUUCAGCUACUUCGUCAGCAUAGCGGAGGAAUGGAAAUGUCUUCGGACCAGGUGAAAGAGAUGGAUCGAUUGCAUUUCCCUCCAGCGAUCCUGCACAAUAAUCCGAGCAUCUCAUCGGCUGUACCCAAACACAUCAAAACCUGGGGUCAACUGAAACAGUUGGCAGCUACAAAUCCGCAGCUGUUGGGGGGCGUCGACAUCUCCAAGCUAAUGGCGCUACAGAAGCUUCAUCUUGCGCAGAUCCUCGCCCAAUCAAAAGAAAACGCUCGCAACCCUGAACAGACUGGACAGGGUCCCUGGAUGCCAAUGCCGUUCCAGGGGCAGCCGCAGCCAUUGAUGAACCCACAGCUUCAACCUGGUCAGCAACAGAUGCCAAUGAAUUUGCCUAUUAUGCGACCCAUCAGUGCGCAGGAUAUCCAAUUGGCCCGUCAACGUUUAGGCACUCAGGUACAGAACUUGAGCGACGAACAGCUCCGAGAGUUACUCCACCGUAACAGACAGAAGCAGAUUCAGGCGGCCCAGAAUCGAGCGGCACAGGCUCUUGCGGCCCAACAGGCUCAACAAACCCAGCCGGCACCACAGCCCCCGGUAACUGUGGCGUCUACUAUGUCUCAAGCUAAACCGGAGUCGCAACCCUCCCAACAAACGGCGCAGCAGCCCCAGCAAAAUUUGACGGCAAAGACCCAGGCUCAGACUGCAUCAGCUGGGAAGAGCGCUAAAGGACCCGUUGCAAAACAAUCGCUGAAGAGAAAGGGGCAACAUGACGAUCCUGCCGAACCUCAGGCGACACCCGCGCAAAAGCCGGUUCAGCCUACAGCAGGGUCAACCCCUGCACAGGUUCGGCCAAAUAUGUUCAUCACUCGUGAGCAAGUGGCUGCUAUGACUCCCCAGCAACGCGCACAAUUCGAAGCACACGUACGCAGGCAGCAACUUCAGAGCCGCGGCGGCUCCAUAAGCAGAGCGUCCGCGGAAGAGGCGUGGAAUAACUUGCCCGAAAGGUUCAGGCAGAUGUACAAUGAGAUAUCAAGAAAUCUGCCUCCAAUAGAGCCGGUUGCCAUAACGCCAGAGCAGAAGACGACCAUGUCCCAGCAACUCCGGGAUAUCACUGAUUAUCUAGGUAGAAUGGAUGCGCUUGUGCAAUUCAUCGCUAAGAUUCCCGGCCAAGACAAAAAUGUGCGCAGCCUGCUUGGAAUGCGGAUCCAUUUGAUGAGGCAAUUCAAAGCUGGGCCUGAAUGGACUCUCAAUGAUCAAAUCACGCUUACGCCAGAUUAUCUUUCGGGUACCACCAAUUAUAUAAAGAAGCUGUUCCACCAUAUGAUUGCGCGCGUCAAUCAACAGCAAAAUCAGGUACCAGGCUCACGACCGAGCGUCUCCCAGGGAGCAUCUGCACAGCCAAACCAGCCCAACAUGCCGGCCUUGAACGCGAGCAAUCUGCAACAACUGCAACAGCAGGAGGAAGCACUUCAACGGGCCCGCAGAGCCUCUAGCCAGACUGUUUCGGGCACUUCCGCCAUUCCGCAAGCGCCGUUUGGAGCUCCCUCUCCCCAGGGUGUCCCUCAUGCUUAUGGACCGGGCAGCAUUCCCCCGGAGCAACUGAAACUCCCCCCUCCGAAGAAACGAAAGCAGUCUCAUGCUGGUGCUACACCAGCUCCCGGCACGCCGGCUUCCAAGGCACAGCUAAUCAAGCAGGCCGAUACAAGGUCGACUGGCGCGGCCUUGGCUGGUGCUUUCAAAUGCAGUGCCCCCGAGUGUCAGAAUAGUUAUCAAAGCUUCGCGACUCAGAACGCAUUGGACAAGCACACCGAAGAAGUCCACAAGAUCGAGGAGACGAUUGAAAACCCGUUGGAGUUUGCCCUGGAGAGUUUCCGGAACAGCCUCGUGAAAGAAGAAGAUAAGAGUGGGCUGCAGGCCUUGAAGCAUACUCCGCAGGUUGCCGGUAAACCCGGUACAAUGUCGUCACCAUCGAAGAACGAAGUCAAAUUUGAGGCAGUCACUCCAGUGCCCAGCAGUGUAACUCCAAUGGGGCGAGCUCCCAGCCAAUUAGGCCCGAAGCCUAGUUCCCCGGCAUCAAACCAGCAAUUGACCCCUCGCACGUCUACGGCCAAAGCUCCCACGUCGUCGCCCCUCAAGCCAACCAGCAGCAAGGACGGUAAGAAGGAGCCGACAAAACCAGCCGAACAGGGGCCCUCUAUGGAUGCAGUUCCUCAGGAUCCCUGGGCAAGCAGUACGGUCUCCCUUGAUGCGAUACAGGACACAUUCAUGGAGUUUGCCGAUGAUGGCGGCCUGGGAUUCGGUGCCAUGGACGAAUUCCUGAACCCGGAGAUGUUCAUCAAUACGCAAGCGAAGGAUACGCCGGAUUCCGUUGAGACCGGCCUCAUUACCCAAACCCCGAAGGAUAGUGAGCUUCCCAAAAGCGUGGAUUUGACCGGCAAGAGAGAUAUGGCAGAAGACAGCUGGCUCCCUGCUGAUUGGAUCAGCUUCCCGGGUCGCCUGGAGGAUGGGGUUCUGCUGAAUGAUUCAUGGGAGGAUGUCGACUGGGAUAUGAUCGACCGCAAAGACGGGGCGAUUAAUGUGGACGAUAGCGGCAUUGCAAUUUGCGCCUUAUAG